This is a messenger RNA of Ctenocephalides felis (cat flea), 992 nucleotides long. Its product is annotated as exosome complex component RRP43-like. Gene Ontology annotation, biological process: U5 snRNA 3'-end processing; TRAMP-dependent tRNA surveillance pathway; nuclear polyadenylation-dependent rRNA catabolic process. The record is from RefSeq and is a predicted model, not a curated record. Lineage: Eukaryota; Metazoa; Arthropoda; Insecta; Siphonaptera; Pulicidae. The transcript is spliced from 6 exons. Gene Ontology annotation, cellular component: cytoplasmic exosome (RNase complex); nuclear exosome (RNase complex). Bases 31 to 915 code for a protein of 294 amino acids.
UUUGACAGAUGAUUUCUUGAUGCUUUCCUCAUGCUUUUGAAUUUUAAACCGGUGUUUAGGUACCUUACCAAUUCCAAUACUACUGAAAUGGCAGAACAAUAUAAGAAACUGCAGCCUUUAAAGUAUUAUAAAGAUUAUUUAGUGCAUAAUAUAAGACCCGAUGGAAGAGAAUUGUUAAAAUAUAGACCUGUUGUUAUAAAUGUCAACUCGAUUCAAACAGCUGAUGGUUCAGCAAUUGCAAAGUUUGGAGGAACUACUGUUGUAUGCGGAAUAAAAGCUGAAUUAUGCACCCCAAAAGCUGAAGGUGCAAAUAAAGGUUUUUUAGUUCCAAACAUUACUUUGCCUGCAUUAUGUUCCUCCAAGUUUCGACCUGGUCCCCCUUGUGAUGAAGCGCAAGUGGCUAGUCAAAUUGUAUGUAAUAUAUUAGAAAAUUCUGAAUAUGUAAAUCUUGAACAACUUUGUAUAGCCUAUGAUAAACUUGCUUGGGUACUAUAUUGUGAUAUGAUAUGUCUGAAUUAUGAUGGAUGUUUGAUAGAUGUUUGUGUUGCUGCACUUAGUGCUGCUUUAAGAACAGUUCAGUUGCCAACUGUAGAAUAUGAUGUUGAUACUGAAUCCACUGUUGUAUAUGAAGAUAAGAAGAAACCAUUGUCACUCGGAAUAAUGCCUGCUGCUCACACAUUUUCAGUAUUUGAUGAUAAAUGGUUAUUGGCAGAUCCCACUGAAGAAGAAGAAUCAUUGAGUACAGCUAUGUUGACCAUUGUGACUACAGGAGAAAUGAUAUCUUUAAUGCACAAGCCAGGUGGCACUCCUAUAAAUCAAGAACUUGUAUCAAUAUGUACAUCGGAAUCUAAAAAACGGGCAGUCUUUAUUAACAAAGCAUCUGAAAAGGCUUUGCAAUCUGUUAAUUUACUCUAAUGUAUUUAUAUUUGUUGAUUAAACAUAAAGCUAAUAAAAAAUAAUUUAAAGGAUAAACAUUUAAAAAAUACCACUUA